AUGUGCGACGACGAAGUAGCGGCUCUAGUGAUAGACAACGGCUCCGGGAUGUGUAAGGCCGGGUUCGCCGGUGACGACGCCCCCCGCGCCGUCUUCCCAUCGAUUGUGGGCCGACCCCGACAUCAAGGAGUGAUGGUAGGCAUGGGUCAGAAGGACUCGUACGUCGGCGAUGAGGCGCAGUCCAAGAGGGGGAUCCUGACCCUCAAGUACCCCAUAGAGCACGGGAUUGUCACCAAUUGGGACGACAUGGAGAAGAUAUGGCACCACACCUUCUACAACGAGCUCCGAGUGGCUCCUGAGGAACACCCGGUGCUGCUGACGGAGGCGCCCCUCAACCCAAAGGCCAAUCGCGAGAAGAUGACUCAAAUCAUGUUCGAGACCUUCAACACCCCCGCCAUGUAUGUGGCCAUUCAGGCCGUCCUAUCGCUAUACGCGUCCGGACGUACGACCGGUAUUGUGUUGGACAGUGGAGACGGUGUGUCGCAUACCGUUCCCAUCUAUGAGGGCUACGCACUGCCGCACGCUAUCCUGCGUCUGGAUCUGGCGGGACGUGACUUAACCGACUAUCUCAUGAAAAUCCUGACCGAAAGGGGCUAUAGUUUCACGACAACCGCCGAGAGAGAGAUCGUGAGAGAUAUUAAGGAGAAGCUCUGUUACGUUGCGCUCGACUUCGAGCAGGAGAUGGCGACCGCUGCCUCCUCCUCGUCCCUCGAGAAGUCAUAUGAGUUGCCCGACGGACAGGUGAUCACAAUCGGAAACGAGAGGUUCCGGUGCCCGGAGGCCCUCUUCCAGCCCUCGUUCUUGGGUAUGGAGUCGUGUGGUAUCCAUGAGACCACCUAUAACUCGAUCAUGAAGUGUGAUGUGGACAUCCGUAAGGACCUGUACGCCAACACUGUGCUGUCUGGUGGCACCACAAUGUACCCUGGUAUUGCCGAUCGCAUGCAGAAGGAGAUCACCGCUCUGGCGCCCUCUACCAUGAAGAUCAAGAUCAUUGCGCCCCCGGAGCGCAAGUACUCCGUAUGGAUCGGUGGCUCGAUUUUGGCCUCUCUGUCCACUUUCCAACAGAUGUGGAUCUCUAAGCAAGAGUACGACGAGUCCGGCCCAUCCAUUGUCCACCGAAAAUUCCUAUUGUUGAGUACAGUUGACAAUACAUUUUCCACACUUUUGGGUGGAGAACUGGAUUAUAUCUAUGAGUGA
Messenger RNA from Oppiella nova, 1197 nucleotides. Lineage: Eukaryota; Metazoa; Arthropoda; Arachnida; Sarcoptiformes; Oppiidae. The record is from the annotation of a GenBank genome assembly.